Molecule: messenger RNA, 1515 nt
Organism: Lodderomyces oxycetoniae
Lineage: Eukaryota; Fungi; Ascomycota; Pichiomycetes; Serinales; Debaryomycetaceae
Exons: 1
Coding region: 1-1515 (504 amino acids)
Biological process (GO): regulation of gene expression
Cellular component (GO): chromatin; nucleoplasm
Molecular function (GO): RNA binding
Source: RefSeq, a predicted model, not a curated record
AUGUCAAACUUGGAUGAAGAUGAAGCUCUCUUCGAAGACUUGUACGGAGAUGAAGAAGAGAUUACAGAUAAUACCGAGAAAAAGCAAGAUGCAUCCACGGAAAAGGAAUCUGCUGGUGAAGCUCAACAGCGUUCAGUGACUCAGGCACCUGAUGAUGCGACUGCAUCUGAUAUUCAAACAAUUCCAUUGCCGCCACCAACAACAGCUACCCAGGACCAGAGUCUGGCAGUACCACCCCCUCAACAACAAGAGUCAACGGCACCACCACCGCCUCCUCCUCCUCUUUCAACGUCAACUUCUUCUACAGGUACAGAUGCCGCAAACAGCGUUCCUCAAACAAUACCGCCACAAUUCUCCUUUGAUCCUAAUCAGCUCGCUCAAUUCGCUGGUAUGACCUCGGUGCCUGGCCAAGCACCAGGUGGUGGUCCUCCUCCGCCACCUCCUCAUUCACUGGUACCAGAAUCGGUCAACCAGGGUUCGUUUUCUCAACACAACACGUCAGAUGUAGGUCGUGAUAGCGGUAAAAUGUUUGUUGGUGGACUCAAUUGGGACACAACUGAGGAAGGCUUGGUGGCACAUUUUUCCAAGUAUGGUGAAGUUGUUGACUAUACCAUUAUGAAGGACAAUGCCACAGGUAGAUCUAGAGGGUUUGGGUUUUUAACGUUUAAGGAUCCCAGUGCUGUUGAUGCUGUUAUCAAAGAGGAACAUAUAUUGGAUGGAAAAUUGAUUGAUCCCAAGCGAGCUAUUGCAAGAGAGGAUCAAGAUAGAGUUGGUAAAAUAUUUAUUGGAGGAAUUGACCCAAUGGUCACCGAGAAAGAGUUCAAUGAGUUUUUUUCUAAAUUUGGUAGUAUUAUUGAUUGCCAAUUGAUGAUUGAUAAGGAUACCGGAAGAUCGAGGGGAUUUGGUUUUAUCACUUUUGACUCGCCUGACGCUGUGGACAGAGUGUGCGUGAAUAAAUACUUGAAACUUAAAGGAAAGUCAAUGGAGGUGAAACGGGCGGCACCAAGAGGCCAACAUAAUCAACAGGUUGCAAUGCAGCAGCAGCAGCAGCAGCAGCAGGCUCAACAACAAGCUCAACAACAAGCUCAACAGCAGUCUGGUCAGCUAUAUAAUCCCUACGGAGCACAAUAUGGUCAAAUGUAUCCUCAAAUGCAAAUGAACCCGGCAAUGAAUCAGGAAUAUAUGAGAUACUUUCAAUGGAUGAUGUACCAACAAGCGCAACAGCAACAACAACAAUCUGGUGCUGGCGGUGCUGGUGGCACAGCACAACAACCUGUUCAACCUUUGAAUCCGCAGCAACAAGCCGAAGAAAAUGAUGCAAAUGAUAACACAAAUAGCGAAGGUGUAAAGCAAGAGAAUUCUCCACCUAGAGGCGAUAAUGGUUCUGUGCCGGAAAAACCAAAUAUUCCCACUGGACCUAAGAGAUUACCUCCAAGUGGACCUCGUGGAGGAAGAGGCGGCUACAGGAGAGGACGCGGUUAUCAUCCAUAUAAUAGAAGCAGCCGGAGAUACUAG